Molecule: messenger RNA, 660 nt
Organism: Opisthorchis viverrini
Lineage: Eukaryota; Metazoa; Platyhelminthes; Trematoda; Opisthorchiida; Opisthorchiidae
Exons: 6
Coding region: 1-660 (219 amino acids)
Source: RefSeq, a predicted model, not a curated record
AUGACUUUCCGGGAUGGUAUUGAGGAAUGUCCAGCUCCUGACAUGGCGAAUUGGGUACCCGAUGCGCCUCAGGUUCCAGUGAGUCGACAGGUGUGCUUACGUAUCAUCAACAGGCGAGGAGAUCAGAGGCACAAAAUUAUCUUGGCGGAUCCCAUCCUGUCGUGUAUGCUCAGUUCAAGAGACAGGUUAUUCGUCAGGUUACUUCCUGCCGAGCGUCUAAACGCAGUUGGUGGAAAUCAAGCUCAUAUGGAAACCGUACUGUUGAAUGUCUACAAUUCCAAAGAAUCCAGGCGACAAGUAAGGACUGUUCAAGGUCAAGCCACGCAACGGGCCCGGAAGGAAGAACUCUGUCCUCUUGAUGAAGCACCCUACUCAUAUGCAGACUACAUCGUUCCUCAGCAAAAUGCGAUGGAUUUCUGUCCACCUUCAAAACUGACCAAGCCCUAUGCCUUGCAUCACUUCACUCAUACUCUUCGACAGCUCACGAUGGGUUUCCCUCUUCCACUACGGGCUCAUCAGUCUGCAUCAAAAUUGUCUACAAGCGCUUUUAUUUGCUCAUCAGGUGGAAGCAGUCGACGAGUUAUGUUCUGCGUGAAUUGUCGUAUUCUGUCCCAAGUGGAGCAUAAGGUUGACAGAAACCUGGAUAAUGUGCCAAUCUGA